Molecule: messenger RNA, 2185 nt
Organism: Hordeum vulgare subsp. vulgare (domesticated barley)
Lineage: Eukaryota; Viridiplantae; Streptophyta; Magnoliopsida; Poales; Poaceae
Product: RNA-binding protein 39-like
Exons: 13
Coding region: 118-1896 (592 amino acids)
Biological process (GO): mRNA processing
Cellular component (GO): nucleus
Molecular function (GO): RNA binding
Source: RefSeq, a predicted model, not a curated record
AGCAAAGACUAGCGGCCCAAUCCCUCUAGGGUUUUUGUAGCUUUUGUUUCCCUCGUUCCUCUCGUGGAGUCGCCGUCUAGGGUUUCCGCUUCCUCCCCCAUCCAGUCCCCCACCGCCAUGGACUUUGACGAGUACGACUACUUGGAGAAGGCAGUCGAGCCGUCAGUCCCCUCAACCAACGGUGGGGGUGAGAAGGACCGCAGCUCGCGCCGCCGCUCCUCCACCGCCGGCGGCGGCGGUCGCGACCAAGAGGAGCGCGGAUCGAAGCGUCCUCGCUCGGGAGAAGACCGCGAGCGGCACCGCAGCGGCCGUGAGCACCGCGACCGGGAAGACGGGAAGGAGAAGGCCGACCGCGAGAAGGUUAGGGAGAAGGACGAGGGCCGCGACCGCGAGAAGGUUAGGGAGAAGGACGGGGGCCGCAGCCGAGAGAAGGUUAGGGAGAAGGAUGAGAGCCGCGACCCUGAGAAGGUUAGGGAGAAGGAAGAGAGCCGGGACCGAGAGAAGGUCAGGGAGAAGGAUGGCAGCCGCGACCGUGAGAAGGUUAGGGAAAAGGAGCGGGAGGGUAGGGACAGGCUUAUGGAGAGGGAAAAUGGGAGGGAGCGGAGGAGCCGUAGCCGCUCAGAGCGGCGCCGUGGGGAGGAGGAGGAGAUGGUGAGGGAGCUCCAGCGGGAGCGUGAACGCAGCGACCGCCACCGUGACUACAGAGACCGUGAUUUCAGGCGUAAGAAAGAUGAUGGUACAGAACCAGAAGUUGACCCAGAAAGAGAUCAAAGGACUGUAUUUGCCUUCCAGCUAUCGUUGAAGGCAGAUGAAAGGGACGUCUAUGAGUUCUUCUCAAGAGCAGGGAAGGUUCGUGAUGUCCGCCUUAUCAUGGACCGAAACUCGCGGCGUUCCAAAGGAGUUGGGUACAUCGAGUUCUAUGAUGUCAUGUCUGUUCCAAUGGCAAUUGCUCUAACCGGUCAGCCGCUCCUAGGGCAAGCAGUCAUGGUUAAGCCAUCAGAGGCCGAAAAGAACUUAGCUCAGUCAAAUGCGACAUCUGGUGGAGCAGCUUCAGGUGGAGCAAGAAAGCUGUAUGUUGGCAACCUUCAUUCCAAUAUCACCGAGGACCAGUUGAGACAGGUCUUUGAACCAUUUGGGCAAGUGGAGCUUGUCCAGCUGCCGGUAGAUCCACUCACUGGGCUGUGCAAAGGUUUUGGUUUCAUUCAGUUUGCACGGCUUGAAGAUGCAAAAGCUGCUCAGAGUUUAAAUGGCCAACUUGAUAUUGCUGGGAGAGUAAUAAAGGUCUCGGCUGUUACUGAUCAGGGCGGUGUGCAACUUGGCACAACUACUGGAGAUUUAGAUGAUGACGAAGGUGGAGGCUUGGCAUUAAAUGCAAGCUCUAGAGCCCUUCUGAUGCGGAAAUUGGACCGCAGUGGCACUGCAACCAGCUUAACUGGUGGCAUUGGUGCUCCUGGAUUGAACUCAUCUGUUGGAUUGCCCGCUGCAUCAGUGCUUGGAGCUCCUCUGACAGCUGCUUCUCUUCUUGUACAGCCUGUUGGAGCAGUUCCAGGGGCACCUCUUCCUAUCAUCUCUCAAUCUGCUGAUAUUGGUACACCUACUGAAUUCCUAUUACUGAAGAACAUGUUUGACCCAUCAGUGGAGACGGAUCCUGAUUUUGAUUUGGAUAUUAGAGAUGAUGUGCAAGAGGAAUGUUCGAAAUUUGGUGUAGUGAAACAUAUUUUUGUUGACAAGCAUACUGCUGGCUUUGUGUACCUGCAUUUUGAUAGCGCAACAGCAGCAGCAAGUGCGCAACGAUCACUUCACGGCCGAUGGUUCGCUGGAAAGAUGAUUACGGCAACCUUUAUGACAGCACACCAGUAUGAAAUGAAGUUCCCAGACCGCGCAGGUAUGGAAUGAAAUUCACAAAGCAGACAAGUUAUCUGGUGAUGGAUCUAGGGCUGUUAAACGGUUCCAAUUGAAGUUGUGAAAUCUUGAGUGGAGUAACCUUGUUAGUUAUUGUUUCCUGUAACAUUAUGAACACUAGAGGUCUGUUGUCUGGGCAGUUGCAUCUUUUGUGAUAAUUGGAGAUUUAUUCCUUUUCUUUGUAGCAGUAUGUGAAAAUGCUGGAUUUUCUUUUCUAUGUCAUACAAAAAAAGGUCAAGAAAUGUAUAACAUGGUUAAAGCAUUUGAGUUCUUUUACCUUCUA